UCUCUCUCUCUCUCUCUCUCUCUCUCUCUCUCUCUCUCUCUCUCUCUCUCUCUCUCUGUGUGUGUGUGUGUGUGUGUGUGUGUGUGUUAGAACUCCAGGCUGAUCUCCGCCAUGCAGCACUACGGGGUGAACGGUGGAUACUCUCUGCACGCCAUGAACUCCCUGAGCGCCAUGUACAACCUGCAUCAGCAGAGCGCGCAGCACGCGCCCGACUACCGGCCCUCGGUGCACGCGCUCACGCUCGCGGAGAGACUGGCCGACAUCAUCCUGGAGGCGAGGUACGGCUCUCAGCACAGGAAGCAGCGGCGGAGUCGCACAGCCUUCACCGCUCAGCAGCUGGAGGCACUCGAGAAAACCUUCCAGAAAACACAUUACCCCGAUGUAGUGAUGAGGGAACGGCUGGCAAUGUGCACCAACCUGCCUGAGGCUCGAGUACAGGUAUGGUUUAAGAACAGACGAGCGAAGUUCCGCAAGAAGCAGCGCAGUCUGCAGAAAGAGCAGCUCCAGAAGCAGAAGGAGGCGGAGUCAGAAGGGAACCAGGAAGCAGAGAAUAAAGAAGAAGUACCACCUACAAGAACACCUCAAACUCCACCUUCACCUUCAGACGGGACUCGAGCCAUGCUUCCGCCUCCGGACGAGCUGAGCGAGGAAGUGAACGUUACGUCACCUGAGCACUCGGGGGCGGAGUCAGGAGCAGAGGAUUUGACUGACAGAGAGGACGAGCCGCCAUCGUUCGGACAGGAGGAGAAAGGGACGGGGCAAGCACUGACAGGUGGCACAACGCCACCAUGCAAACCACUCAGUCCAAAAUCAGAUUCUCCUCUCGCCUCGCCGUCUCUCUCGUCCUCCGGCGUUCUCAGCAGCGGUUUAGUCCAGACCAACUCCUACGCGUCGUCUCCUCUCAGCCUCUUCCGUCUGCAGGAGCAGUUUCGCCAGCACAUGGCUGCUACAAACAACCUAAUGCAUUAUACGCCCUUCGACAUGGCCACCUCCUCCUCCUCCUCCUCCUCCUCCUCCACCUCUUCUUCAUUAGCUUACCUGGGCAUGAACAUGAACAUGAACAUGAACAUGAGCAUGAACAUGGCAUCUCCACUCAGCCCGCUGCAGUGCCAGUCUUAUUACCAGUCACUGUCUCAGCAGGUGUGGAGCAGCUUAAACAGCAAGACGAGCAGCAUCGAGAACUUGCGCUUCAGGGCCAAGCAGCACGCAGCCUCGCUCGGGUUGGACACGCUGCCCAACUGACCGUGAUAUACAUAUAGUGGAAAUGGAUUGGACUUUACCUCCGUUCUCAUAAAUAAUUACGCUGUGUUUAUUUAAACAAGAUGAAAUACAGGGAAAUGGUGUUGCAAUUCCUCACGUGUCCAGUAAAUGCUUAAAUAUUCGAAUUAUAGACACCUUAAAACCAAGCAUAUACAGUAAGUCACCCUCUCGGUCCAGAUAAAAACGUGGUGCAAAAUGAUUGCCACUUAUACUAAUAAACAAACUAUUAUGAAUGUUAAAACCUCUGAUAUAUUAGAGACCUAGACGGCUGACAGAGGACGCACGUGUCUCUCAUCGACUUCCAUUUAUUUUAGCCGAAUUGAUUUCGUCUCAGGUUGCACGACACCACCCUGUCUAACUAAACGCUACCUUUCUUUCCCUUUAAAUUAAGGACUCCUAAUUGUAUUAAGUGAGUAAUACAAGCUGACAUUAUGAGUAAUGAGUCUUUAUUGGUCACAUAUACAAUUGUAAAGUGAAAUUCUUUUCUUCGCAUACCCCAGCAUACUAAGAGGUUGGGGUCAGAGCACAGGGUCAGCAAUGAUACAGUGCCCCCUGUAGUAGAGAAGGUUAAGGGUGUUGUUUAAGGGCCCAACAGUGGCAGCUUGGCAGUGCUGGGGCUUGAACCCCCGACCUUCUGAUCAUUAAACCAGGGACUUAACUGCCAAGCCAUCACUGCCCCUUAUCGAGCUAGGUGUUAAUGCAAGAAACUGUCAGCGUUUUUUAAUUCUAUAAACAUGGUUUGCAUUUGCAAUCGCUUACGUCCAUUACAUAACAUUGUCGUCACCUGCAUGGCCUCAUGUACUGACGUAAUGAGCUGUCUUAGUCUCUAAUGCAGUGCUACUCAUCUCACUUUUUGCAUUCAUGGACCUCUUUAGCUGGUAAACCCAACUCACCGGACUCCUGUCGAACCCCGCUUUCACGGACAAUAAAUACAAAUUUUUUAAAAAUCACAACCCCGGCCUAUGCUUCAUAAACUCCUGGGGCGCUCUGAACCGCACUUUAAGAACGAUGACUCUAAUAUCUAUGUGGAUUUCAUGCAACAUACUGUAGGCUUCAUCUCUCUUCCGUUCAUGAAAUCUUCCAGACCAAUCUAAAGAGCGCCGAGGCUUCAGAAACGAUGUGAACGUGUCACAGUGACGGAUCCGUAACCCGUGUAAAUACACUACAGUACGUUUAGGAACGAUGGUCAAUGAUGCUAAAGGGAUUCACAGCAUAUAAAACCUUAAACCCUGAAACAUUCUGCUGUCGUGUUGCAUAGAUGUUGCUGUCUGGGACGUCUUUCUGUAAAUGUGAAUAACUUAUCUGUGAAAUGCAAGAAAAUAAACAUCAUUCCUGUGAAACACAUGACAAGUUCGAGUUUCAUUUGUUGGUAUCUAGAGAGCUUAGUGCAUCACUGCGAACAUGACCAAUAGUUCCAUUGGUGUUCCAACACCCUCCUACUCACACACACACACACACACGCAGAGUUACUGUUUCCAUCCCAAAGUGGAUUAGUUAUAACGGUACAUCACAAAUUGUUUUAUUAAUCCCUCUUAUACCAUCACCAUUCAUUAAAAGACUGUAAUUAAUUAAUUAAUUAGCUUUAUAUAGGCUGAUUGUGCUUUAAAUCUGUUAAUAGGAAUGUCUGCGAGAUAAGUGAGUACCCGGUGUCACUUUAAUUAUUUGAAAUUUUCUAAUUACUUCUUUUGGUUUUUGCGCGCUUUACACCCAGGCCGUUGUUUUAGGACAGUCUUCGUGACAGUUUGCGAAAAACGUGCACAAAGUUAAAGUUCGACAUCUUGUUCUUAUAGUCUAUUAUAUAAUCAUGCAUACUAACAAACAUUUAAACAGGAACCUAAGGAGGGAAUGAGCAACAGCUGCGUGUAUUUAGUACAGGGGAGAGUUUGUAGUGCUGGGCUGAGAGGGUGGGCGUGGUGAGGAGGGGGGGCGUGGUUAUCGGCAGGGAUUCUGGUAUCUCUGAAACUCCACUUAAUGCCUUUCAAAA
This is a messenger RNA of Ictalurus punctatus (channel catfish), 3244 nucleotides long. Its product is annotated as diencephalon/mesencephalon homeobox protein 1-B-like. Lineage: Eukaryota; Metazoa; Chordata; Actinopteri; Siluriformes; Ictaluridae. The transcript has 4 exons. The coding region runs from base 112 to 1242 and encodes 376 amino acids. Gene Ontology annotation, biological process: regulation of transcription by RNA polymerase II. The record is from RefSeq and is a predicted model, not a curated record. Gene Ontology annotation, molecular function: DNA-binding transcription factor activity, RNA polymerase II-specific; RNA polymerase II transcription regulatory region sequence-specific DNA binding.